CAGUCAGCUUAGAGUUUUUGGCGCCUGUACAUUACUUUCCCGGGUCCUAUGUAGAAGGAAGACUAACUACCUUUCUCCAUCUUCUACUUGGUCCUCUACGUCACUAUAACUUUUAUUUUUCAUUUUGAUUUAUUCAAUUCGAACUUAUCUCUAUGUAUUUAUUUAUAUAUGUAUAUGUUGUGUUUUCAUUUAAGAGUCCUAUUAAAUAUGCUUUCUCCGUAUAGAUCUCUUCACUCUUGAUCACCUUUCCCAACUUUUUCUUAUCAAAUCUCAACUAUAUGGCUCUGGAAAAUUGUUUCGUCUUUUUCUAAAAUGAGUUAGGAAGAGUGGACAUAACUCAUCAUAAGCUUUAGCAAUUCCUCUCUUUCAUUCACAAGGUAAUUCCAUUUAAGUUUCUCGAAGUUAUACUUAAUUGUGGUUCCAAAGUUUCAUAGCACACCAGAUAGAAAAAAUGGGGAAACAUUUACAGAGAAAUGACUCCAUUGCUGAGGGAAACUAUCCAGGCUGUUUGUGUGGCAUAAUGCAUUUUCUUGACCAUCAUCAUUGGCAAAGUGUCAAAAACUUGAUCCCACAUAAAAAGAACGGUGGUAAAAGACGCAUCAAAUACAAAGGAAAAAAGAAAAGAAUUUCGAAGAACAGUGGCUCUGAUGAAGUGUUUAUUGUUGAUUCAGCUGCAGAACCCUUUCUUGUUAAGCAACAGAUUACAGAUUCAGUUCCCGCAAGGGGAAGAUCUGGAAAAUCUCGAGUUAAACCGCAUAGAGGCUGGAUUCUGAGCUUCCCAUUGCAGUCAUGGCUGCAAAGAGCUAAUCCAGUCGAUUUAGAAUCUUCGGAAAAUUAUAUAGGUCAUACAGGUACUGGUAAGAGAAAAUCAGGCAGUGUCCCUCAGAGUAGUGGUACUGCAAAUAAUACAAGAAAGCAGGUUCUUUGUGCAGAACAUAAUAGUGAUACAGUAAAAGAUAGCCAGCUUAGUGCAGAUAUAUCCAAUCAGAAACAUCUCAAUGAAUGUGUUGACAUACUGGAGAUAUUCAAGGUUAACAAGGAAUUUUUUUUGAAGUUACUCCAGGAUCCGGAUGUUGGCAAAAACCAAUUCCAUGGCCUCAAGAAUUCCAAUAUCAAGGUCCGUUUAAACAAAUCAAGAUCAUUUCCAGUACCCAAUUCUUCACAAACAAGAAAUAUAAGGCCUAUUAGUACACUUAAGCACAAGCAAAAUGAAGUUUGGUUCUUCCUGAAUGGAGAAAAAUCAAUAGCAGGGGCUCAAGCACAACAGUUGGAAGGCUCAGAAUUUCAAAAUGAUCAAUAUACAAACGCCAUAACAGGUGAUGUUGAUAAAAUAGACAGUGUCAAUAACCAUGGAUGGAAUCAGUUGGUCUUGGACCGUUUCAGAAUUAUCAAGCAGAAAAUAAAGCAAGCACUCAAGGAAAGCAAAACAGAAAAUGGCCACACUACUGAAGCUGGUAUGCUAAGUGACAUUUUCGAAGGUAGAAAAUCUAUCAAUGGGAGAGAGAUGUCUGAAAGAUUGGAGAUAACUAUUGGCCAAGAUGGUAACAAGAUUGAUAAUUUGAAUGAUGAUCUUAGAAGGCAAAGACUUCAACGUGUGAGACGAACAACUUCUCUAAACGAAUCAUUAGAUAGAUAUACUCAGUUGUUUGAGCACACUUCUGGUAGUAAGAAAGUGCCUAAUUACAGCCACUCUAGGAGCUUAAGAGUGACAAUUGAAGAGAAAGUUCCUUCUAAUACUCGAAAAAACUGCAGAAGGAAUCUCUCCCUUCCUGAUCUCGACGACUUUUCUUCCUUUCUGAAUGGUGCAUCCCAUGACGCAUUUUUCCGUUUAGGAAUGCCAAUUAAGACUCUAAUGGCUGGUAGUCAUAGCACAAGUAAAGACAGAGACAAUCAUAGUGGACCAUAUCACUCUGAACCCUUGGAGCCUGUUCAAGAGAUUGAAUUGCAGGGAAGUGAAAGCAGUGCAAAUUUUCGAUACACAGAUAGUUUAACUGUGGAUGGAAGUCAAAAGAGAGCCUCUAUCACAGACACCAUUGUUAAGGAUGAAGACAAGUCAGCUACAGCUAGAGAAAGCAGUGAUAACCAAGAGGAAGAGAUUAGUGUGACAAUGGAUCCAAAAGAAGAGCUUUUACAUGAAAAUUAUGAAUCAGUUAUUGAAAAUCGUCUUUCUAAUUAUUUAACCAGCUCUACUGAGUUCCCCACUUCAGAAGAAAUAAAAAUCACAACCAGAGGCAGCAACUUGUCUUGUCACUUUGAGACCGAAAAUGCAGACUUCAACUACGUUCAAUUUCUACUCAAAGUGUCUGGCUUCACGAGCAACGACGAGCAUGAUUGGACAUGGCACUCGGUAGACCAACCACUAAGUCCUUCCCUUUUCAAGGAGAUGGAAGAAGAGGAGGACUGCUUUGGCCAUGAUCUCAUCAUUAGUGAACAAGAGGAACAAGAAGAAGAAGAAGCUGCAGACACUACUGGCUUCAUCAAUCGCCACAUUCUGUUUGACUUGGUGAACGAGACACUUGGAGAUAUGAUUGAGAAAUCGUAUACAUACUUCCCCGGAGGGUUUUCAUCGUUCGGGUCAUCAAUUCGUGGAACACCUAAGGGGCAACAUCUAGUGGACGAGGUUUGGGAAAGAACGAGCAGAAGUUUGAGGGUGAGGCCGGAGUUGGACCAGACACUGGACGAUGUGGUGGGUCGAGACUUGACCAAGGGAGAUGGUUGGAUGAACAUACAGUGGGAGAUGGAAACAGUGACGCUUGAACUUGAGGAUUUGAUCUUCUAUCAAUUAUUGGAUGAAAUAAUGUUUUGAUUCUUCUUCUUCUUUUCAUUUUUCUCCAUCAAAUUUUGUAAUACAGUUACAGUAUGCAUAUGUAAAUAUAUAGAUAUAUAUAUUUCUUGAUCAAACUAGGUAGGAUAAACAUAAAAUAAGCAAUUCAAUCAUCAAAUUUUAAUAAA
This is a messenger RNA of Cannabis sativa, 2952 nucleotides long. Its product is annotated as protein TRM32. The coding region runs from base 452 to 2806 and encodes 784 amino acids. NCBI's taxonomy places the organism in Eukaryota, Viridiplantae, Streptophyta, Magnoliopsida, Rosales, Cannabaceae. The record is from RefSeq and is a predicted model, not a curated record. The transcript is spliced from 5 exons.